AGGAUAAGAGCAGCCUCCCCGGCAUCAACAGGCAGAGAACAGGCAAGAGCAGUGACAAUGACCAGCCAGUCCCGGGGCAUCCAGCAACUUCUCCAGGCAGAGAAACGGGCAAAGGACAAGUUAGAGGAAACAAAGAAACGAAAAAACAAGCGCUUGCGGCAAGCGAAGGAAGAGGCAACGGCAGAAAUUGACCAGUACAAGUUAAAUAGAGAAGCAGACUUCCGGCACAUCCAGACAUCUGUGAUGGGGUCCCAGGGUAACCUGGCAGUGAAGAUAGAGGAACAAACUGUCGAGAAGGUUCAGAUCUACAAUUCCAGUUACCAUAAAUACAAGGAGGGCAUAUUAAAAGAACUGCUGGAUUUAGCAUACAAUAUAAAACCAGAACUCCACACAAAUUACAAAUACAAGGUUCAAUAAAGCAGAUGUGCCUAAGCAGAAGCUGGCUGAGAAUUUAAGCUUCUGUUGAAAAAAUGUUUUUUUUCCUUGUAAAAUCCUUACUGUUUCGCCUCCAACCCCUCCACAACGACCUACAACAUGACUUGGUAUUGGAUUGGGAUUUGGAGGAGUAUUUAAAAAUCGUUUAAAAAGAAGGAACUUUAAAGAGAAAAUAAAUAUCCAUAUCUAUAACCAUCUCUCUCUCUCUAUAAAUAUAUAUAUGUAUACUGUAUACAUGUGUGUGUUCUUUAUUGGCCUGCUAAUGAGCACAGAAUAAUAAGACUUCUUCAUGUUCUGUUCAUGUUUAAUAAAAGCACUAGAAAUUC
Xenopus laevis (African clawed frog) is the source of this 761-nucleotide messenger RNA. It is a transcript of the gene atp6v1g3.S, whose product is annotated as ATPase, H+ transporting, lysosomal 13kDa, V1 subunit G3 S homeolog. Lineage: Eukaryota; Metazoa; Chordata; Amphibia; Anura; Pipidae. The coding region runs from base 58 to 417 and encodes 119 amino acids. Gene Ontology annotation, molecular function: proton-transporting ATPase activity, rotational mechanism; ATP hydrolysis activity. Gene Ontology annotation, biological process: proton transmembrane transport; synaptic vesicle lumen acidification. The record is from RefSeq and is a predicted model, not a curated record. Gene Ontology annotation, cellular component: vacuolar proton-transporting V-type ATPase, V1 domain; synaptic vesicle membrane; vacuolar proton-transporting V-type ATPase complex. The transcript is spliced from 3 exons.